AUGGGGAGAGUUACUCGGAGAAGUGUGGCUUCCAAGGAUGAGUCAACUCCAAAAGAGAGUCCAAAGUCUGCAGGAAAACGAGGAGCCAAGAAGGAAGAGUCUGCAAUAGACAAGGCUGCAGGUGGAGACACUCAGGAAACACCAACAAGGAGAAGUGGAAGACAGCCGGCUAAAGAAGGGCCAAAGGCUGAUGGUCCUGCAAGAGGAAAGUCUGCAUCUAGAGGAAGAUCUGCCUCUAGAGGAGGAAAAGCAAAGAAAGAAGAAGAACCUGAGAGUAAAGAAAAAUCAGAAGAUGAGGAAGUUGAAGAAAAGCUUCCGAAAGGAGGUUCACGAAGCAGAAGCAGAGGGAAAGCUGGACAGGAGGUUAAAGCAACAAAUGCUGUCAAAGGUGGAAGAGGAACUAAAACAAAAGACAAAAGUGAGAAAGAUGAAGAAAAUGUUGAAGAAGAGGGUGAAACUGUGAAAGAGACAGAGGAGGAUGAACCAGCUGUGAAAGGCAGGGGUGGUCGAGCGAGAAGCAAGACCACUGCUGCUGCAGUCGCACCAUCCCCACGAACUGAAAGAAAAGGGAGGGGUAAAGCUGCAACUGCUGAACAGGAGAGUGAUGAGAAAGGUGAUGAUUCUGUUAAAAGUAAGAAAGAUGAAGCAGAGGCAUCAACAGCUGCUGAUAACGAAACAGAUGCUACACCAAAAGGUCGGCAGAGACGAGGCGCUAAUAAAGAUUCAGUAGAUACCCCAACAUCAUCAUCAGGGCGCAGGGGUAGAGGCCAGAAAGCAGAGUCUGCACCACCAGUUAAGACAACACCUGCUUCUGGAAAGUCAACCCGGAGAAGAGGUGCAGCUGAAGCUGUAGCCGAUGAAACAGUUGAAAAGACAGAAGAAAUGGAAACUGGGGAGGAAGAGAAGGCCACCCCAGCGGAAGGAGCAGUAGAAAAGAAAGCAGCAUCAACUACUGAUGAAGCAACAACAGAAAAAGAAGAGCAUAAUACUGAGAAGGCAAUAACAGAGAAAGAUAAAAAGGCAGCAUCAGAAAAUGAGGCACCUACAACUGAAGAGGCAGCAAUGGAAACACAAGAGUCAUCCGCUACAGAGAAAGCAGCGUAUAAGGAGCAGACAGCUACUGAAAAGGCAGCAGUGGAUGCUUCUAAUACGGCUGCAGUAGAAGCAUCUGAGCCAGUGAGUCCAGCUAAGAAACGCAAAUUAGAAGAUGAUGAGACCGAGCCAUCAGAGUUAGAGAGUCCCAACAAAAAACGCAAGCUAGAGGGCAGCGACGGCAGUCCUGUGGCCAAGAGAGUCAAGGCAGACACAACAGCACCUGCUGAAGUCAGCACAGAGGAGGAUUUUAUUGUUGUCAACAAAGAGGAUGUUCCUUCUCCUGACAGCAAAGAGGUUCUAGCAUCACUGCCACCGCAAGUCAAAGAAGGGUCCUCUGAUCCACCUGGUUCUGAAGAUAUUACCGACGAGCCAGCAGCAGAAACUGUCGCAGCUAGAACUGUUUCCCUAUCAGAUAUAGACAUCUCUGGUCUGAAGGAUGAUGAUGAAACAGCUGUGAUGGAAACCAGCAUCAAGCCACCCACAGAUGAUUUUGGUGUGUCUUCUGGUGGUCCUGCUAUAUCUGCAGAUUCAGGAGCCGCAGAGCAGGUAUCUGGAGCCACAGAAAAGGUGAAGCUGUCAAGUGAUGACACUAAUGCCAGUCAGGAUGGAGCUCUUGUUCAAGACACUGUUACCCCGACUGCAGCAGCUGAACCAGCUUCUGCUCAUGCCAAUUCUACAUCAGAGGCAGCUCCUGUAGUUCCACAGGACACACUGGCAGCUCCACAGACAUUUCCAGCAGUAGAUUCCAGUCAGCCAGAAGCAAUGGAGGUAGACGGAGAAGUAUCUUUGGGAAAAACAGCUAGUAAUUUCACUGAUCAUUCAGCUGUUCAUCAGAAUGGCACAGACGAGGAGCCAUCGAUAGUUAACUCUGACACUCACUUAACCUCCAGUCCAGACAAAGUCCAGGCAGCUGUCCGCAAGGAUUAUGUGCCAUCCUCCACCGCCAUCGACAGCCGCAAGUUUAUUCUCAAUCCCACAUUUCCUGUGGAGAUGAUGGAUCCAGCAUAUUGUUUCAGUGUGGUUAGUUACAACAUCUUGGCAGACUGCCACCUGUGCAGGGGGGACUACUCUUACACACAGCCCCAGUACCUGGCCCCAGAGUUCAGGCACAACCUGUUGCUAAAGGAGCUGGACUAUUUGGACGGAGACAUUGUGUGCCUGCAGGAGGUCAGCCCCAAGUUUUAUAAUGAUGCUCUGCUGCCCGCCAUGAAGAGCAAAGGAUAUGAAGGUCACCUAAUCAAAAGAACUAAGGAGUACUGGGAUGAAGGGGAAGCCACAUUUGUGAAAACAUCCAAGUUUGACCUAGUUUCUAAUGAAUCUGCAUCCCUAGCAGAUCUGGCAUUUAAAAAGGUAGAGAGCUGUGGGUUGAGUGCUGAAGUCACUAGUGCAGCCAAGAAGUACCUAGACAGGGCAGAUGUCAUCUUGUUGACAGAGCUGCGCUGUAAGAAGACGGGGAAAACUCUCACUGUAUGCAAUAUCCACGUGGUUUAUGAUCCCAAGGCUCCAGAUGUCCAGUGCAUUCAGGUUGCUUUGGCUGUGAACCAGCUGGUUACCAAAGCUGGGAGUGACCAGAAUCCUCACAUUAUCUGUGGAGACUUUAACGCAGAUGCCAGUUCACCUGCCUACCAGCUGGCCAGAGAUGGUUAUCUAUCAGAUGAUCACAUCCGCAAGCUCCAGGCCCUGCAGGCUCUCAGUAAUACGGAUGGAUCUUCGCAGGCACUGAUUCAUCACUUGUGGGCUGCCUUCCAGCAUACAUCAUCCACCCUAAAGAAUGCCUAUGAGCAGACACUGGGUAAAGAACCUCCAGUCACAGUGUACACGAAAGAAGGGCGGUCAGCUGACCACAUCUUUUUUUCAUCUGCAUCCAUUGACAAUGUUGGCGUUCUGGAAACCUUGGACUUGGAGGUCCUGCAAGCUUCUGGGGGCCUUCCCAGCAAAAGUAUCCCAUCCGACCAUGUCUCCAUUAAGGCAGGGUUUCGGCUGAAGUAG
Messenger RNA from Candidula unifasciata, 3084 nucleotides. NCBI's taxonomy places the organism in Eukaryota, Metazoa, Mollusca, Gastropoda, Stylommatophora, Geomitridae. The record is from the annotation of a GenBank genome assembly.